Messenger RNA from Anopheles stephensi (Asian malaria mosquito), 3159 nucleotides. Its product is annotated as beta-1,4-glucuronyltransferase 1. Lineage: Eukaryota; Metazoa; Arthropoda; Insecta; Diptera; Culicidae. The transcript is spliced from 4 exons. Bases 891 to 2315 code for a protein of 474 amino acids. Gene Ontology annotation, molecular function: glucuronosyltransferase activity. The record is from RefSeq and is a predicted model, not a curated record.
CUGCAAUCUGUGUGUUGUCAGUGCGAAUUGUCAAAAGGUGGAAACGAAAAUAAAGGCGUGCACGUUCGGGUUUAUGGUUUUGGGAAAAUUAAGCACUUUUGCCAACCGAUUAGGUUUUCCUCGAGUGAACAGCUAUUUGUGAUAGUGUUUGGCGUGUGGCUGUGACAAUAAGUAUUGCUCGUUGUGGUCUCUGGUGAGGUGAAUUGAGCGAAUACAACACGGUGCAAAAAAAAGUAAACACAACAGUGCAACCUGCUCCCGAUAACGCCAUCAGCCACAGCCACAAAAGUCCUUGGACGGGACACCUUGAAAUCUAAUAAAAGUGACCUAAAACCCCGGAUACCGAACACCAGACGGGCACGUUCUGGAGGACGCUCCUCCCUCCACAAACGGUCUCAAGAAAAGCAGAGCUCUAGCCCCCGCAGGAAAGCGAGUGCAUCGUACAUCGAUCGAUAAAUUGAUUUUCCCUUAUCGUUGACGUAUUGCGGUUGGCCGUGAUUACAUGCAGCGGCAUCGGCAGGCGCUUCAAAAAUAAAUGAUUCCAUCAGCGGAAAGCAAUAUCGGGCUGCAAUAUUAAUGCGACCGUAGAUAAUAAUUCAGACGCUAAGGUUCGCGUGCUCCAGCAGAAUGGUUUGUUACAACUGGUGCUGCCGUACGGUUCGGUGCACGGUGUGAGUUGAUUCUGGAGAACCGUGAACCAAUCGGUGCGUGCUAAUGUACGAAGCAGGACGGUGGCUACGAGAGCGAAAACACCACGUGCAGAUUAAGGACGUUUGCGUCAUCCGGAAGCGUGGAAGCAGGGUGAAAAUUCCUUCCGGCGGCGAGAUCAAGUGAUGAUCGUUUUGUUUUUCGCCGUUGUGCCGCUAGUAGUAGAACAGCAAUCGUAAUCAAUGUUUCAGACAUGCCGCCUCUGGAAUCUCAGUAUUGCAAGCGUGCUAGCGCUAACGCUGUCCAAUGUGUUCCUUACGGUGCGGCUGCUGCACAGCGGCGAUUGCAACCAGUACAGCAGCAGUGUGGACGAGGGAGUUUCGAUGGUCCCGCGAGCCCCAAUGCUAACGCCCGCCACCUGCCUGGAGUACGUGCUGGCCGAGAGCCUUGCCAACAGUACGGAUAAGGCUGUCUUCUCCGGGCUGGAUCUGCGGCUCGGGCGCUGGGACACACGGCGACUGUACAAGGUGUUCGACUUUGCCGUCGUCGGUGAACGCUUCCCGGAGCUGUCGGACAGCUACAGCGUGUGUCUGGCGACGCAAAGCUCGCUGGAGAAGAUCUACUCGCUCGUCCAGGUGUCCCACCACUGGUCCGGUCCCAUCUCGACCGCGAUCUUCGCGGCCGGCAACGAUGAGCUGUACCUGCUGCAGAUCUAUCUGUCCUACCUGCGGGCCUGCUUUCGACCGAUCCGGGAACGGGUCAGCUUUCAUCUGGUGCUGCCAAAGGAGCGUGCUCCAACGCAUCUGAAGAGUGUACACGUAAGCGAUUUCACCAAGUUCGAUUGUGCCAAACCGGAAGCGACCCUGAACGAUCUGCUCAAGCUGCGCAAACCGGACACGAGCAAGUGGCGGAUCAAGAAUCCGUACCCGCAGAACCAUCUGCGCAAUGUGGCCCGGAAGGGCUGCCAGAGCAGCCACGUGUUUCUGACCGACGUGGACAUUGUGCCGAGCGUGAACUUUGCCGAGCAGCUGGACAAGUUUUUGCGAAAGCAGAAACCGCACCACCUGACCGCGUUCGUCGUGCCGACGUACGAGCUGGACGAGCGGGUACGGUUCCCGCGGAAUAAGACUGACCUGAUACGGCUGGCGAACAAGGGCCUGGCGAGACCGUUCCAUCACAAGGUGUUUAUCUACAACCAGUUUGCGACGAACUUUUCGCGGUGGCAGGCAGACGUUACCGAAAGCGACGAAACGAAGGUGUCGCACAAUGUGACGAACUUUGAGUUUCUUUAUGAACCGUUUUAUGUUGCACCCGACACGGUACCGCCGCACGACGAACGUUUCCUCGGCUAUGGUUACACGCGCAAUACGCAGGUGUACGAAAUGUUUGUGGCAGGCUAUCAGUUCCAGGUGCUGACGCCACUGUUCACCGUGCACUGGGGCCUGCAGAACAAGAAGAGCCGUCCGGCGUGGCGCGAACGUCAGAACAACGUCAAUCGCAAGUACUUCGAGGUGUUCAAGCGCGAGGUGUUUGCACGCUACCACAAGGACCCGCUGCGAAUGUUGCUGCCGAAGAAGUCCGCCAAACAGCAGCAGCAGCACGGGCCGGGUGCAGGCGCUGGGCAGGCAGUGGCCGGCGGCGGGCCUGGCACGGGCGAGAAGCAUUAGCAAAAGCAAUAGAGCGGAGCAGACAAAACCGAAAACAUGUAAAUUAAUACACAAAACCAAUCACAAAUGAAGACAUCACUCGACGGUGCAACGGUACAAAAACACACGAUAGGUGGUGAAAAAACCACCCAAAGUUGCAGGUGCAUGUGUACAUCGCCAAGCAGUGCAGCAGCCAGCAGCCAGCAGCCAGCCAGCAAACAAGGUAAACUUUAUGCCGUACGGUUCGAAGUAGAAGCGACUUUUAAGCCAUUCUUCCCUAGCUCUUCACGUUCACCACGUGUUGUUUAUAGUGCCACCGAAAGAAGGAAAGAGAAGAGAGGGAAGAAGAGAGACGUCCGAUUGUCGGCACGCAAUAAUUAUUAUCACUAUUCUACUUAAUAAUACUAUGUACGUUUCGUUUCGGUUUCUUUGUUCAGCGCAUUCGGGCGUAUGCUUAAGGGGCGCGUUUGCGAAGCGUCCCCAAGUUUAGCGCUAUAUUUCACGUUUUAGGGCGUGUUCAGUUACGAGUCACCUGUUUGCAAAACUAAACCUUAUGGUAAACUAUAAUCCCCGUACGUAAAGCGGGGGAAAAGCAACGCUACCAAGCUCCGCUUCUGUGUUUAGAGCCAGUGUAUUCCACAACAAAAACUUUUGAUCUCAAUCUCACGCGCGCGCGUAUUGGGAAGGGAUGUGAACGUAAGUCUUAUGCUUUGUGCUAAAACAAGAAAGAAAACACUACAUCUUAAUCCCUAGCAAAAACUUAUUUGUUGAUGUUUUUUCGUCCGUUGUAAAUAGGUAAUUUGUAAGCCGUAGGAAGUGACGUACGUAAAUGCCAUAAAUAAAUGUGACGAUUUUUGAAUUUUCA